Molecule: messenger RNA, 2307 nt
Organism: Pogoniulus pusillus (Red-fronted tinkerbird)
Lineage: Eukaryota; Metazoa; Chordata; Aves; Piciformes; Lybiidae
Gene: SPON2
Product: spondin 2
Exons: 6
Coding region: 301-1464 (387 amino acids)
Source: RefSeq, a predicted model, not a curated record
AAUGUUUGGAAGGAGCAUCUGUCAGACAAUAAAACUUACAAGAAAGCAUGCUUCUCAUUUAAAGUGUAUUCACUAGAACUAUUUCAGUGCUGGAAUCCCUUCAUUUGUAUAGCUUGGAGGCAUCAAUAAGAGCAGAGAACUGUAAAGGCACCAGAAAGCUCCAACUGUUGCUGAAAAUCCCAGGCAUUUUUAAAAGCAUUUAGUCUGUUCAGCAUCAGUCCUUUGAUAGGAACCUGAGCCAGAGCACAGACAGGAAGCCUCUGUUAGUCCAUCCAAAAAGAUUUCAAGCAAGAAGAUGUCAUGCUUUGUGCAAACCUGGGAAGUCUAAAGAGAACAAUAAUUGUUGGACCAAAGGGACCCUCUCCAGGCAUAAAUAGCAAGACUCCUACUGUCUUCUCUUGCAGACCAGCUCAGCUGCCAGCAAAAGCAGGUGCUCUCCCCCUACCAGUACUCCAGAGGAAACAUCUGGGAAUGGAAAACCUGAUGUUUGUCUACUGCUCCUGUAAAGUUAUCUGGACCCUCCUUGUAGCAGCAGUGGGCUGUGCCAGCAGCUUGCCUGUGGGUGAUGAUUCUCUUUGCUCAGCAGAGGAGCUGGCCAAGUACAGCAUAACCUUCACGGGCAAGUGGAGCCAGGCUGCCUUCCCCAAGCAGUACCCACUCUACAGGCCCCCAGCACAGUGGUCAGCAAUGCUGGGUGUUACUCACAGUUCUGACUACAGCAUGUGGAAAAAGAAUGAAUAUGCCAGCAAUGGUGUUCGGGAUUUUGCUGAGAAAGGCGAGGCGUGGGUACUGAUGAAAGAAAUAGAAGAAGCUGGAGAGAAAAUUCAGAGUGUACAUGGAAUCUUCUCUGCUCCCGCCAUAUCCAGUGGCACAGGACAAACCUCCACUGAGUUAGAAGUGCAUCCAAGACAUCCCUUAGUUUCAUUUGUCGUACGAAUUGUUCCAAGCCCAGACUGGUUUGUGGGCAUUGACAGCCUGAAUCUCUGUGAAGGAGAUCACUGGCUGGAGGAAGUGACAGUAGAUUUGUUCCCGUACGAUGCUGGAACUGACAGUGGUUUCACAUUUUCCUCCCCAAACUUUGCCACCAUCCCACAGGACACAGUUACAGAGAUCACUUGUUCCUCUCCAAGCCACCCAGCAAACUCAUUUUAUUAUCCCAAACUCAAAAUUUUGCCACCUAUUGCUCAAGUAACAAUGGUGAAAAUAAAGAAAAACCUUCUGGGUCUUCCUGCACCUUAUGUUAAUAUGCCAGAUAAAAGCAAUGAAGUAAUAGACACUAUCUCAGAAACACCACUGGACUGUGAGGUUUCACAAUGGUCUUCUUGGGGUCUCUGUAGAGGUGUUUGCAGAAAAACAGGGACCAAGAUAAGAACUCGUUUCAUACUUCUUCAGCCUGCCAAUAACGGAACACCUUGUCCAAAUCUGGAUGAAGAAACUGGAUGUGAACCAGAAAACUGUGUCUGAAAUGAAGAAAAGAUCAUGAUUUAGAUAAUUUAAAAGUAGGAUAUGUUUAACUAAAUCAAAACUACAUUGUCACUCAAUGUUCCUUAUAAAUAGGGUGAGCUGCACUAUUUUGAUGUAAAGGUAUAUUAGACUGGUUUUGAAUGCUGCUUUAUGUCAAGAUUUUGGAGGGUUAAAUUGCUCAGUACAACAGUACUUGACCAUUUAGCGACCGAAAACCCCCCAAUCACUCCCUGCUGUAAAUAUACUGCAAGUUCUUGGAGUACCCUCUAGUGGCAGAAAAGACUUUUGGAACGGUUUUACUUCACCCGUAAAAAAACCAAAUCUUUCUAACACAAAAUCAAAACUAAUAACGUUCUCACUUGCUCUAAUUUGUUGAUCUACAGCUAUUUAUACUUAGAAAUUAAUUUUUUCUCUAAAUUAUGCGUGUGUAAUUUAUUGGCGUUUUUGUUGUCUUUCUAAGUAUGUUUAAUCUGCAUUUCUUCAGAAGCUACCUAUGCAGGUUGAAGUGAUAAGGUGUUUGCAGUGUAGUUAAGACACAGUAUAACUGAGUGAACUUGAGGCUUAGGAGUACAUGCAAAUGUCUUUUUCUUUUUCUCCUUCAAAGUGAGAAGAACCUCUCACGAGGGCACUCAGCCAACAAAACUACAAUAAAAAAAAAUCACAGCUGUGGGUACCAAUAGAGACCUUGAAACUUGGUUAAAAGUGUUAUCUGGAAUGUAAAACUAUCUGACUGAUGGUGUGUGUCCCUCAUGAGACAACUAUCCCAAAGUUAACACUGUUGAUCAUAACAAAAAUUAUAUCCUUGACAUUAUCUAUGCAGUAAAUGUGUCCAUGGUUACUUAA